AGAAAGUGCGAGAUGCACGAUUCUUGCGCUCAACGUCCGGUAUCAUCACCGCCGUCAACCCCAUCGACCCUCUCCCCUCUCCGCAGGCCCCGAGCCACCUUCACAUGACCAUGUUGGCUCGAUCAGCACUGCGUAACGCGCGCACCGCCGGCGCUGCAGCCCGCAAUGCUGCCAGCAAGACAGCUUCGCGCUCCGCCUCCACCUCGUCCACCGCCGAGGGAGCUGGCUCUUCCUGGAAGAACAACGCCCUCCCCGCUGGCGCCACCGUCUUCUCGAUCGGUUCCGUCGCAUGGUACCUCCACCUCUACGGAGGUAAUGCCGAUGCUAUGACACCCGCCGAGGAAGGUCUUCACCCCACUAAGUACCCAUGGGAGCAUACCAAGUGGAACAAGACCUUCGACCACCAGGCUCUCCGCCGUGGUUUCCAGGUCUACCGCGAGGUCUGCGCGUCCUGCCACUCCAUCUCCCGUGUUCCUUACCGAUCGCUCGUCGGUAACAUCAUGACCGUCGACGAGGCCAAGGUCCUUGCCGAGGAGAACGAGUACGACACCGAGCCCAACGACCAGGGCGACAUCGAGAAGCGCCCCGGAAAGCUGUCCGACUACAUGCCCGCUCCCUACAAGAACGACGAGGCUGCCCGCGCUGCCAACAACGGUGCUCUGCCCCCGGAUCUAUCGCUCAUGGUCAAGGCCCGCCACGGUGGUGUCGACUACAUCUUCAACCUGUUGACUGGUUACCCCGAGGAGCCUCCUGCGGGUGCUGUUGUUCCGGAGGGUCUCAACUUCAACCCCUACUUCCCCGGAACCGGUAUCGCCAUGGCCCGUGUCCUCUACGACGACCUGGUCGAGUACGAUGAUGGAACACCCGCCUCGACAUCGCAGAUGGCCAAGGACGUUGUCGAGUUCCUCAACUGGACUGCUGAGCCCGAGAUGGAUGACCGCAAGAAGAUGGGCUGGAAGGUCCUGGCCGUCACAAGUGUGUUGUUCACUCUUAGCGUUUGGGUGAAGAGGUACAAGUGGGCACCGCUCAAGUCCCGCAAGAUCCUUUACAGCCCACCCUCCGCGAAGAAGAGCGUUCUCGACUACGUUCCCAAGCCCAACAACCAGGGCAAGACAAACCAAUAGACGUGGCGUAGUUUUGCAUCCGGAGGAGUUGGACGGGACGAGUAGCGGAAGCGUGUGUUCUAUAUCUUGUACAGUGCCAGCUACUUCCAAAAUACGAUUUCUGGAACUUUCUAGCUUAGUGAUACGCUUUAGAAUUCCCAACUAUCUUUCUUUUGUUAGAAACGCCUCAUUGCG
This is a messenger RNA of Didymella exigua CBS 183.55, 1298 nucleotides long. RefSeq names its product cytochrome c1, mitochondrial precursor. The record is from RefSeq and is a predicted model, not a curated record. Gene Ontology annotation, biological process: mitochondrial electron transport, ubiquinol to cytochrome c. The transcript has 5 exons. Gene Ontology annotation, molecular function: electron transfer activity; heme binding. Bases 105 to 1124 code for a protein of 339 amino acids. NCBI's taxonomy places the organism in Eukaryota, Fungi, Ascomycota, Dothideomycetes, Pleosporales, Didymellaceae.